AUGGCCUCCUUUAGCAUCGUCACCGUCAGCACAAACGCCAAGGGAACAAUGUUGAAGAAGAACUUGAACUGCUCGUACAGAAUGAUGGGGAAGAACGAAAGCGCAUUGUAUUUGGCAUUGGACACCGCGUUGGACGGGAAUCCGUUGUCCAUGUGGGGGAUAAUGACGCGCUCUUCGUGGAAGUUGAUAUCGCCGACGGGGGAGUCGUCGGAGGGCAGUUGGACCCCCUUUUUCUUGCCUCUGGAACCCAGAACCAACCUGUUGGAGGAAUUAAGCAGCGAUUGCACGCCCUUGGACCAGAUAGUUCUGGAGUCGGCCUUGGAAGUAGGUCGCUGGUCAGAAGGGUCGAGAAUCUGGUCGUUGGACGGGAUCAAAGGAAUAUCGCCGUCGUCCAAUCCGUAA
Messenger RNA from Ogataea philodendri, 402 nucleotides. RefSeq lists its product as uncharacterized. The record is from RefSeq and is a predicted model, not a curated record. The transcript is spliced from 2 exons. Lineage: Eukaryota; Fungi; Ascomycota; Pichiomycetes; Pichiales; Pichiaceae. The coding region runs from base 1 to 402 and encodes 133 amino acids.